CGUGACGUCAUGGCUCAUGUGUUGUAACUACUGAUCUAUAUAGAUCAGUAGUUGUAACGUAAAUACAAGGACACAUUUAACUGGAAUUAUUCGUCGGAAUUGGUUGAUUAAGAUGCCACUGAAGGAUCCUUGUCAAAAGCAGGCUUGCGCGAUACAGAAAUGUUUACAAGCCAACAAAUACAUUGAAAGUCGUUGUGAGGAUGUGAUUCGGGCUAUGAGAAAGUGUUGUGAAGUUCAUACAGGAGAAAACUCUGUCUGCUGCUCUGGAUUUGCCAAAGAACACAAAUCUUCAGAGACAAAAACAUAACUAUGUGGACACUGCAAUAUUUAUAUGUCCAAAACACUAUAAUUAUGUGUAUAUCACAAUUGUACUUCACUUUAAGUCUUUAUGGAUACUUUUAAAAUAAACAUGUUCAAUUAAA
This is a messenger RNA of Xyrauchen texanus (razorback sucker), 422 nucleotides long. RefSeq names its product C-x(9)-C motif containing 4 homolog (S. cerevisiae) (gene cmc4). Bases 113 to 307 code for a protein of 64 amino acids. Lineage: Eukaryota; Metazoa; Chordata; Actinopteri; Cypriniformes; Catostomidae. The record is from RefSeq and is a predicted model, not a curated record. Gene Ontology annotation, cellular component: mitochondrial intermembrane space. The transcript is spliced from 2 exons.